This is a messenger RNA of Oncorhynchus gorbuscha (pink salmon), 405 nucleotides long. RefSeq names its product equilibrative nucleoside transporter 4-like. Gene Ontology annotation, biological process: nucleoside transmembrane transport. Gene Ontology annotation, cellular component: plasma membrane. The record is from RefSeq and is a predicted model, not a curated record. Gene Ontology annotation, molecular function: nucleoside transmembrane transporter activity; monoamine transmembrane transporter activity. Lineage: Eukaryota; Metazoa; Chordata; Actinopteri; Salmoniformes; Salmonidae. The annotation marks the transcript as partial. The transcript is spliced from 3 exons.
CUCUCCCCCCUCUUCCUCUCUCUCCGCCAGCCUUUGAGGAGCCAGUCCCUGAUGACCGUUACCAUGGUAUCUACUUUGCGAUGCUAUUGGCUGGCGUGGGCUUCCUGCUUCCCUACAAUAGCUUCAUCACCGACGUGGAUUACCUUCACCACAAGUUCCAGGGAUCCUCCAUAGUGUUUGAUAUGAGUCUGGUGUAUAUCGUGGUCGCUCUUGUCGCAGUCAUACUAAACAACAUCCUUAUGGAGAGGAUCAGUCUACACACACGAAUCACCGUGGGUUACCUGUUCGCUCUGAGUCCUCUGGUGUUCGUCAGCGUGUUUGAUGUGUGGUUGGAAUCCUUCACCACCAGACAGGCUUACAUCGUCAACCUCUUCUCUGUUGGGGUGGUCGCCUUCGGAUGUACAG